GUCAGUACCGUGGGAGGGUACUAUGAUACCACUACACCAGAUGCGCUUCUUGCUUCUGCGUUUUACUUAAACAGAAAUAUUUCUAUCUUAGAGUAAUAAGCUCGAUGUUAUCACAGAGAUAAAACCCUAGCUGUAAACUAAUAUUCAGUCUUCUAAUGGUUUGCUAUCAGUUCUAACAAAAUAGCAUUUGCUCACACGCUUUGUUUCUAUGUGGUUCCCCUAUCUCUUGUUCUUAAUACUACAAAAGAAAAAUGAGUUAUGUUGGAUGAGUUCGACGCUUCACUCUUGUAGAUUUCCUCAGAUUUUGUUCCAUGGGCAUAAUUGCUUUUUGCUUCAUCUUUGAGUUAUGCUGAGAGUUAGUCUCUUUCCGAAGUUCCAUUGCAUAAAAAGCUUCCAGUGUCAGUUCCUCUGAUUUCUGUGUUAUAUAUUGUUGAAACUCUGAAGGCUGCCACACACUAGCCCUGUUCCAUGCUUCUUGAUGCCACAUCUUUUCUGUGGUGUGACUGUGUUCCCUUCUGCAAGGCAUGUUUAGAAAAGGUGAAGCUCCAUAAACUCUAUCUCUCUCUUGCUUGAAAGAAAAGAUGCCAUCAUUUCCUCGACCAGGCGAAGUUACCAUCUGCGAAAUCAAUCGAGACCUCAUUACUGCAGAUAAACUCUCAGAUGAUGGAGCUAAGGAAACCUACGGCAAGGUUCUUGGAAUGUUAUUUAGUCCAGUUCCUUUUCAAUCAGAAAAUUUGUCGAGUGCACUGAGCUCUGAAGAAGGUGCCGAACAGAGGAAGAGUGGCCUACUUUCCGCAGCAUUGCAGGCAGUCUCUACUGGUGCGCUGAGGCACUUUAUUCGCCCCAUUGAUGUAAAAUUGUUACAAGAUGUUGAUUUCCAUGUCCUUGAUUGGCACCAGCACAAGCAUAUAUUAGCCUUUCUUUCAGGGCCGCAUCAGGUGACAAUUCGUGAUUAUGAAGAUUCUGAAGGAGAGAGCCCUUGCAUUUUGAUCAAUGAAUCCCAAAAAGAUGUUAGAAGUGUAGCAUGGCGGCCAAAUGGCGGGAGGGCACUUGCUGUGGCGUGCAAGGGUGGGAUUUGCAUUUGGUCUGCUUCAUAUCCAGGUAAUACAGCUUCAGUGAGAUCAGGUGUCACAUUGGGCACUCUCUCUAGAGGCUCAGGAACUAAAUGGACUCUUGUGGACUUCCUAAAAAGUCUUGAAGGUGAACAAAUUACUGCACUUUCGUGGAGCCCAAACGGAAAGUAUUUGGCAUCGGCUUCAUUUGAGAGCUCUUCAUUCAUGAUUUGGGAUGUUGCUCAAGGAGUGGGUACACCUAUUCGACGUGGCUUAGGGGGCAUAUCUUUGUUGAGAUGGUCUCCGUCAGGAGACUAUUUCUUCUCUGCCAAAUUUGAUGGGACAUUCUAUCUCUGGGAGACUAAUACAUGGACAUCAGAACCAUGGUCGUCAACAAAUGGUUUUGUCAUGGGAGCAGCUUGGGAUCCUGAUGGUAGUAGAAUACUCGUCGCUUUCUCCGAAUCUUCAACAUUGGGUUCCAUUCACUUUGCAACAAGGCCACCGUCUCUAGAUGCACAUCUUAUACCCGUUGAGUUGCCAGAGAUACAGUCGUUGACGGGCAGUCAAGGAAUAGAUAAGAUAGCAUGGGAUGGUUCUGGAGAGCGUCUAGCCUUGUCUUAUCGAGAUGGGGAUGAUAUGUACAAGGGUCUUAUAGCAAUAUAUGAUGUUAGAAGAAGUCCACUCAUUUCAGCAUCUUUGGUUGGGUUCAUUAGAGGUCCUGGUGGUGACCCCAAGCCAAUAGCCUUUUCAUUUCAUGACAAGUUUAAGCAAGGACCGUUGCUUUCUGUGUGUUGGAGUAGUGGAUUUUGCUGCACCUAUCCCCUCAUUUUUCGCUCACAUGUUCUUCCAUAAUCAAGAUACAGCGUAAGUUUUACAAUCCAAUUAUGACAUGAGAAAAAAACAGUUUCAUCCAAUAUUACAGUUCUGGAAAUGCCAGAUUAAAAGAAUCUGAUUUCAUAAUUCAAGAUGGAUCAUGUUUUGAACUCGUUGUCUGUCAUUUUGAGAUUGCAGGGCAGUGCAUUUGUUAGCCAAA
Messenger RNA from Lycium ferocissimum, 2085 nucleotides. Its product is annotated as aladin. Gene Ontology annotation, biological process: nucleocytoplasmic transport. Lineage: Eukaryota; Viridiplantae; Streptophyta; Magnoliopsida; Solanales; Solanaceae. Bases 582 to 1904 code for a protein of 440 amino acids. The transcript has 3 exons. Gene Ontology annotation, molecular function: protein binding. The record is from RefSeq and is a predicted model, not a curated record. Gene Ontology annotation, cellular component: nuclear pore.